AUGUCUCUCACAGUAACCUCCGAAACCCCAAAGAUGCCUUCUGCCUUCUCCCAACCAACCUCCUCAUCCUCCGACGAGCCCGUGACAGCGACCUCCUCUCAAGUUAACAUGGUAAUCCGGCAAGACCCCUUCUACAUAACCCUAGACGCCUCCGCCCUCCUCGCCGUUUCCAUCCUAACCGUCCUGGGGAUGCACUUUGUGCACCGCGCUUUGCUCGAAGCCACCAUCAUCUCCGUGCCCAUCAUGCUGCUCAUCCACAACGACUAUCUCAACUUUCUCAAGCUCGGCCCCGGCGGGACACCCCCGACGCCGUCGGGCUACGCCCGGUUGACUUUUUAUCGCCUGUUCACCAUCCGCGACCCGUUGCAGGCGCCGGAGAGGGAUCCGAGUCAGCUUCCCUCUGCGGGGAUCCUGGCCAUCAAUAAUAACAAUAAUAAUAAUACCAAUGAUCCCACCGGGCACAACGACAACGACAAGGCAGCAGCCUCUGGUGGUCUCCCCUACCGCCCCGGCCCCCGCCCCUCCGUCGCCGGCCUUGCCCCCCAAAGACAACUCAACCAGGCCGGCCCCCUCCCCAUCUACAACGCGCUGCGCAGCUCCCUCGAGUCUCUUGCGCAACGAUACCCUAACCAAUUCGUCACCGCCACGUCUUGCCUAGAAAAACACGGCUUCGCUUUGUUCUCGCGCCACCCCGUAAACGUCUGCGGAAACGGGGAGAUCUGCCAUAUCCAUACGCAUUCUGACAGGAGCAUGCACACGAAUCUGCAUCCGGAUGAUAUCAAGGAGGUGUUGGAGAAGGGGGGUCGUCGUGGUGGUGGUACUUCUGGUGGAAAAAGGGGAGGGAAGGGGGAAUCUUGGUGGUGGUGGUGGCCGGUGAGGAGUCCGGUGCCGGAGACUUUUACUAUGGUUUAUGCACCUAGAGAUGAAAACGACCUACGAAUUGUUUGCAAGAUCAUCGAGGCAGCGAUUUGGUAUACCGCUUGCGAGAAGGUUGAGAUCGUGCCAGAGCCUGUCAAGGCUUCAAAUUGA
This is a messenger RNA of Neurospora hispaniola, 1029 nucleotides long. RefSeq lists its product as uncharacterized. The transcript is spliced from 3 exons. NCBI's taxonomy places the organism in Eukaryota, Fungi, Ascomycota, Sordariomycetes, Sordariales, Sordariaceae. The coding region runs from base 1 to 1029 and encodes 342 amino acids. The record is from RefSeq and is a predicted model, not a curated record.